Messenger RNA from Akanthomyces muscarius, 6495 nucleotides. RefSeq lists its product as uncharacterized. The record is from RefSeq and is a predicted model, not a curated record. Bases 1 to 6495 code for a protein of 2164 amino acids. NCBI's taxonomy places the organism in Eukaryota, Fungi, Ascomycota, Sordariomycetes, Hypocreales, Cordycipitaceae. The transcript has 3 exons.
AUGGCUUCCGAAGAGCGACAGCAGGGCCUGAACGUCGCCCAGUGGAAUACUGUGCAAACAUCCGACUUUUCCAACGUCAACUACUAUGGAGCUCCAGAGUACGAGGCCGAGGAAGAGGAACAAGAUCUAGACGUCGAGGACCUAGAGUACACAACAGACGCUCCUUUGGAAGAGCACGACACUGAAGGCGUGCCUCCAAGUGUCGAUGCCACAGCCGCAGCGGACAUUCCCGCAGAUGACAAGACUCCCCGAUCCUCCAAGAAGAAGAAGGGCAAGUCCAAGUCCGCAUCUCCCGCCAAGGAGGUAAAACCUGCUGAGGAGCCGCCUGCGCCCAAGUCCCCGCCCAAGUCCCCGAAAUCCAAAAAGGACAAGAAAAAGGACAAGAAGAAGGAGAAGAAGAGCAAGGACAAGGCCGCCACCGCCGUCGAGACAAAGGCACUCGCAGAGGAGCCUACGUCAGCUGAUGGUACUCCCGAGGCCGCUGCCACGGAAGCUGCUGCCGAUGCCGCGACUACAACGAAUGCCGUUGACCCAGAGACUGUUACGACCGAGAAUGCCACUGAGCAAGAUACCCCUAAUGAACCUGUUACGACUACGACCCAGAAUGAAACGACUAAUGCCGAACCUAAUGACUUGGAAAACAAUGACAAAAACAACCAAAAAGACGAACCAGAAGAAUCCAAGACAACUGCCGCCGUCGAGGAAGCCGCUGCUAUAUCGGCGGCUGAAGACGCUACGGCCAAGGACGUCGUCGCCUCCGAGACCAAGGAGGACGACGCCAAGCCUUCAGAGACCGAACCUGCCGAGGAUGAGGUUACGAAUAACGAUGAUGUGAAUAAUGAUGAUGACGAUGCCAAGACGGCUGUCGCAGAGGCUGCUCCUACGGCUCCCGUCGAGGAGAGCAAGGACGAGGUCGCUGCGCCGGCUACGGAGGACGUUGCGGCCGCUGCCGAGGAGCCACAGCCAGAAGCUACCAAGGCCGCCGAAGACACUGCUGCUCAAGAACAAGAAGAGGAGAAGAAGAUCGACGGGCCGGAAACUGUUGCUGCUGUGGCUAACCCGACGGAGGAUGCAGUGCCCGCUAAUGAGUCCAAGGACGGCGAGGAGGACAAGAAGGAGCAGCAGCCAGAAGAGGCCGUCGCUGAGUCGGCACAAGAGGAAAAGACUGCCGAAGUUGAGGCACCCGCUGCUGAGGAGCCAUCUAAAGCAGGAGAGGCCCCGAUUGAAGCUGUCGCUGCCGCCAACGAAGAGCCCACUGUUGCUGUUGCUGCCGAGCCCGCGUCUGAACCAGCUGCCGAUGCCGCUCCCAUCAAGGAAGAGGUAGAUACGACCAAGGAGGACGACGAUGUUGCUGCUGCGCCCGCUGCCGAGAAGGAGGCGAGCAAAGAUGUCGUCGAGGAGACGCCUGCGGAAGAACCGACUGCUACUGUGGUUGCGGAGCCUGCUGCUGACUCUGCCCCCAAGGACGAGAAGGCUGCUGAGCCCGAAACUGCGGCUGCGCCCGAGGUUGUCGAGAAGGUGGAAGAAAAGUCUGUUGCCGCUGCGCCUCUUGCCGCUGAGGAGGAGAAGAAGGCGAAUGCUCCGGAAGAGGCUGACGCUGCUGAAGCAACACCAGAUGUGGAGGCCGCUGCAGCUGCUGAGACGGAGGCGCCGGCUGCUGAAGAGGCCGCUGUCGUUGAGAGCAAGGCUGAGGAGACUCCUGCAGCUGCCGAAGAAGCUGUCGAGGCUGUCGCCCCUCUGGCAACUGAGACUGCUGAUGCUGCAGAGAAGAGCGAGCAUACUGCUGCUUCCGAGGAGGCUGUGGAGGAGAAAGCUCCCGAGGCUGCUCCUCCUGUUCAAGCUGCUGUGGCUGCCGAAGAGACCAAGACCGAAGAGCCAGCCGCUCCUCAGGAGCCUGUUGGCGCUGUCGAAGCCACCACUGAGCCCGAGGCCGUCGCUACUCCUGCCGCCGCUGAGCCCGAGGCUGAGGCUUCUGCAGCCAAGGCCGCUGAUCCCGAAGCUGACAAGGAGGAAGAAGUUGCUGCCCUGACGGAGCCUGAGCACAAGAUUGCAGAUGUCCCUGAGGAAACCGCAGAUGUUUCAGAGGUUGUCGAGAAAUCGGCCGAGGUUCAAGAGCCUGUCACUCCCGAGACUGCGGCGACCGAGACCGAGACUGCUGCUGCGCCGGCCGAAGAGGAGGCUGCAGAGGAGAGUGAGGCUCCCAAGGACUACAUCCCAGCGACUGCGGCCGAGAGUGCUCCUGUUGAUGCUACCUCUGCGGAAGCUGAAGAGAAGGUACCUGCCGAGAAGGAGGCUCCUGUUGAAGUACCCGCUGUUGUGGCUGAAGAAGCUGUGCCCGUCGCCGCUGAAGAGACCAGGCAAGAUACUCCUGCUGAUGCUGAACCGGUGGUCGCUGCUGAUGUAGCCUCAACUGAGGCACCUGCUUCUGCUGCUGAACCCGAGACGGCCAAGGAGGAGGCCGGAGCUGUGGCGGAGGAGGCUGCUCCCACUCUGGAGACCCCGGAGGGCCCUGUCACCGAAGCCAUUGCUGAGCCUGCCAAGGAUGUCGAAGAGACCCAUGUUGAGACAACCGAUGAGGCCAAGAUGGAGGAAUCUGUCGCUGCUGCCGAGACAUCUGUCGUCGAGCCUGAAGUUACGCCUGUAGCUGCCAAGGACAAGACAGCCGCUUCUGAGCCAGAGACCACCGAUAAAGUGGCCGCUGCCGAGAAGCCAGCUGAAGAGACGGCCACAGCCGUUGAGGAAGUGACUGCUCCUGUCGAGGAGAAGCCUGAGGACCCUGUCACCGAGGCCAUUGCCGAACCUGCCAAGGAAGUCGAGGCGCUAGUUAAGGAGGUCAAGGCUGAAGAGCCAGUUGCUGUCGAAUCUGCCCCCGAAGCUACCAAAGAGACUGCACCCGAAGUGACCGAGACUGCUGCCGAAACUGCUGUCUCGGAACCUGUCGCUGAACAGGCCGCUGAGCCCGUGAAGGAGGCAGAUGUUGCUCCCGAACCUGCCAAGGAGGAGGCUCCUAUCGCAAAAGCGGAGAAUGCCUCUGAGGCUGCUCUUGAGCCACCUGUCGAAGCUCCUAAAGAAGACGCUCCUGCUCCUGUCGAGUCUGCUAAGGUAGAAGCCCCUACUACUGAAGCUGAGCCGAAGGAGGAAGAGCCUGCUCCUGCUGUCGCAACCGAGCCAGCACCCCAGGCUGAAGUCGCCAAGGAGGAAACCACUGCUGUUGAGACGGAGGCAGCGCCAGGGGAGACAAAGGCUGACGAAGCUGUCGCUGAAGGGGAACCCAAGGUAGAGGCUGCUUCCGAGCCCGUUGCCGGGGAGGCUGGACAUGAGCCUUUUGCUAAGCCUGAAGCUGCUGCUGAAGAGACAAAUGUUGAGGAGCCGGCUACUACUGAAGAGCCAGCGCCUGGCGCUGAAGUUGCCAAGGAAUCCGAAUCGCAGGUCGAGAAAGACAUGGCCGCAGAGACUGAGGCUCCUGCGGUAACCACCGAGGACAAGCCGGCAGCCGCUGCCGAGGAACCGACUAUCAUUACUCAGGAGGAUCCCACGGCCGCCGAUUCUACGCAUAUUGAAGAAGCUGGCAAGGUGGAAGAGAUCUCUGCCGAACCUCCUAAGGCUGAUACUAUCCCGGUAAAUGAAGAGGCAGCUAUUCCCAUCGAGACUCCUGAGGACGAUGCCACUGAAGCCAUCGCUGAGCCUGCUGAAGCUGCUGAGGUCGCACCUGUUUCUACGGCUACCGAAGAGAAGGCCAUUGAAUCUGCCACUGCCGAGCCCUCCGCUGCUGAAGAGGCCUCCGCUGCUGGGUCCAAGGAGGCUAUUUCUGCUGAGCCUGAAGCUCCUACACAGGAGCCUGCUGAGGCGAAAGACGAAGUUGCUGCUCCUGAAGUGAAGGAGUCUGCUGUCGAGGAUGCUCCAGUCAUCGUCUGUAAAGAGGCUGAGACUAUAGCUCCCGAACCUGAAGCUACUGAAUGCAAGCCGGGAGCUGUUGCCGAAGAGGUUGCUGAGCCUGUCAAAGAGACCGAAGCUGCCCCCGAGCCCGUCAAGGAGGAAGCCGCUGCUUCUGAAGUUGAAGAGGCCGUUGAAGAAGCACCAAUCGCCGAGGUCAAGGAGACUGAGGACACUCAGGAGCCCACCGCUGCGGAAGAAGCCGUCGAAAAGGACAAUGGUGCGGAGCGAGAGCCUGCUGGUGAAACUACCAGCGAGGAAGCUGUGCCCACUGUCCCGGCCGAAACUACUACCGCCGCUGAGGACCACGCCGAACACACUAGCGAAGCAGAGCGAGAACCUGCUGGUGAAGAACCCACCAGCGAGGAAGCUGUGCUCGCUAAGCCCACCGAAGCUGCAGAGGAGGCCGCCGAACCCGAGACUCAUACCGAGUUAAAGGAAGAAAACGCCCCCGCUGCUGCUGAGCCUGAGCAAGUGAAGACGGAGGAGACUGACGCUGCUCCUGAGACCGAAGCUCCUGUCGCCGAGGAGAAGGCUGCUACGGAACCCGAAGCUGUCACUGAGGAAAUGCCCGCUGCCGAGCCCAAGGAAGAAGCUGCUGCCGACAAGACCGUGGAAGAGCCCGAGGAGAAGACUGAGCGUGCUGUUGAGGACGAAGCCGGGCCUGUAUCUGAAGCCACCGCCACAGACGCUGCCGCGGAGGAACCUGCUGCUGACGAGGAGCCUGCUGAGGCCACUGAGGAGCAAAAUUCUCGCGAGAAAGAGAUUGCUGCUGGUGGUCUUGCUGCUCUGAGUGCUGUUGCUGCGGGUGCGACCACGGCUGCUGUUGCUAAAUCUUCUGACGACAAGGACGAGGCUGUUCUUCCAACCGCAUCUGAAGAGCUUGCUACUAAGGACACUGAGACUGCCCCUGGAGCUGAGGCUGAAGCACCCAAGGAAGUCACCGCCACCGUGGAGUCUGCCCCCGUUGACGCUGCUCCUCAGCAGCCUAAGCAGCCUGUCGUGGAGGAGGAGCACCCUGCCGAUGAGGCCGAAGCCGCUCCCGUACCCGAGGCUGAAACUCCAAAGGAGGCCUCUGUCACCGAGGAGCCUGUCGUCGAGGAGGACUCUGCUGCCAAGAAGACCGAGACUGAUGUCGAAGCACCGGUCGCAGAAUCUAUCCCUGCUGCUGAACCCGCUGCGGCAGAGGAGUCUGUUGCUAAGGGAAUCGAGGCUGCUCCCGAAGCCGAAAGUGAAGGGCCCAAGGAGGUUUCCGUUGAGGAAAAAUCCGAGACACCUGCAGAAGUCACUGCUCCCGAGGAGAAGACAGAGAAGCCAGAAGUAACCGAGGAGGCAGAGCCCACACAAGAGGUUUCUGCUCCCGAGGAAUCGAAGGCCACUGACGAAUCCGAGGAAGCAGAGGAUGCCCCCGCUGAGCCCGCUGCUGCUAAGCCAGUUCUAGAAGAGGAGCCUGCUGCCAAGCAGGCUCCUAUUGAGUCCGUGGUAGAAAUCGCGGCCGAAGAUCCUGCUGCUGAGCCUACCGCUGCUGAGGCUGAGGUCCCUGUCGAGCCUGCUACCGAGGCUGAGGCUUCUUCUGAGCCUGUUGCUGUCGAAGAUGAGGCACCUCCUGAGCCUGCUGCUGCCGAAGUUGAGGCACCUACCGAGCAGUCGAAGGAGGCUGAAGAUGAUAAGCCCGACUCCAGCGAAGAUGCCGCCGCGGCUGCCGCUAUUGCUGCCAUUGCCGCAACGGCCGGUGGUGCUGCCACUGUGGCUGCUGUCAAGCAUGCACAUGGGAAGGAUGAUGAAAAGGAGGAGCCGGCUACUGAAAAGACUGCCGAGAAGGCUGUUGAGGAGCCUGUCGUGGAGAAGAAGGGAGAGGAAGUGGAAGCUGAGAAGACCAAAGGUGAGAACCAGUUAGCUGAUACCCAACUUGAAGUUUCGCGCGUGGAAGAUACCCCUUGCAAUUUGGAAGCUGCCGCGGAGGAUAAUGAUGUUUCGGAAUCUGCAAAGAAUGAUCAACCCAAGAUUGAAGAGUCAAAGGAGUCAGAGGCGUCGGAGACUAGCACCGUGGUCGCCGACGAGCCCAAGGGUGAGAAGUCGACCGAGAAGGAUCACAAUGACGGCGAUAUCGCUGCCAUCGCCGCUGGGAGUGCCGGCGCUGCGCUUGUGGUCGGCGCCGCUACUGUGGGUGCUGUCUCUCUUAGCAAAGAGAUCGAGAACGGCCACACGGUGAAGCCCGAGGUCGAGGCUGAGUCUGCCAAGGCAGCUGAGAAACCCAUUGCAAAGGAUAUCCCUAUUGCUGAGGUGACAUCUCCUGCUCAACAAGAGACAGCUGAAGCCCUUGCCGAACCCGCCACCGAGCCUGUGCCCGAAGCCACCGAGACAACCGCCGAGGCUGCCACCCCAGCCCAGCCAGAGGAGAACACAGCUGCAGCAAAAUCCACUGCUGUUACUAGCUCAAAGCCAAGCCUCUUUGUUUCUCUGGCCAGGUUGAUUCUCUCGCCUUUCUCGUGGCUGCGCUCGAAGCUCUUCAAGACCAAGGCCACGAAAAAGUCAACACCCCCUACCGAGGGCAGCUCAUAA